Danio aesculapii is the source of this 3618-nucleotide messenger RNA. RefSeq names its product myotubularin 1 (gene mtm1). Bases 79 to 1896 code for a protein of 605 amino acids. Gene Ontology annotation, biological process: negative regulation of autophagosome assembly; muscle cell cellular homeostasis; mitochondrion distribution. The record is from RefSeq and is a predicted model, not a curated record. The transcript is spliced from 15 exons. Gene Ontology annotation, cellular component: plasma membrane. Gene Ontology annotation, molecular function: phosphatidylinositol-3,5-bisphosphate 3-phosphatase activity. NCBI's taxonomy places the organism in Eukaryota, Metazoa, Chordata, Actinopteri, Cypriniformes, Danionidae.
CUGAGCGCUUCCUGCGGCGGUGCAAAACAGACUGGCGAUCUGAGGAACGGAGAAUUGCAGUUUCUGGUAAACGCAGUGAUGGCCUCGGCUCCUAUAGCACCUUAUAACUCCAGUCCUCUUGGGAACAGCUCCAGCCAAAACGCGUCCAGAGAGAGCCUGAAGAUGGAGCCGCUGGCAGAUGUUACGCUGCUGCCGGGAGAAGAGAGAGUGAUCGAUAAAGAUAUCAUCUACAUCUGCCCAUAUAAUGCUGCAGUCAAAGGAAAGGUGUUCAUCACCAACUACAGACUCUACUUCAAAAACACUGACUCAGAGACACCAGUUACCUUGAACAUCCCCUUAGGUGUCAUAAGCCGUGUAGAAAAGAUGGGCGGAGCCUCCAGUCGAGGAGAAAACUCCUACGGGCUUGAAAUCACCUGCAAGGACAUGAGGAACCUGCGAUUUGCUCUGAAGCAAGAAGGCCACAGUCGAAGAGACAUCUUUGAGAUUAUUUUCAAAUACGCUUUUCCACUUUCUCACGGAAUGCAACUCUUUGCCUUUUUAAGUCAGGAGAAGUAUGAGGAGAAUGGCUGGAACGUGUAUGAGCCGUUGGAAGAGUAUAGGAGGCAGGGUCUACCCAAUAAUGAGUGGAGGGUCACUUUCAUCAAUAAGACCUACGAGCUCUGUGACACCUAUCCCACAAUUCUUGUAGUUCCCUACAAGGCCACAGAAGACGAUCUUCGAAAGGUCGCUACGUUUCGCUCGCGCUGCCGCAUCCCGGUGUUGUCGUGGUUCCAUAAAGAGAACCAUGCUGUGAUCACGCGGUGUAGUCAGCCUUUGGUGGGUAUGAGCGGCAAGCGCAACAAAGAUGAUGAGCGUUAUUUGGACCUAAUCCGGGAGGCCAAUGGUACUACCAAACUCACCAUCUAUGACGCCAGGCCCAACGUCAAUGCUGUGGCAAACAAGGCCACGGGUGGAGGUUAUGAGGGUGAUGAUGCAUAUCAGAACGCAGAACUGGUCUUUCUGGACAUUCACAAUAUUCAUGUCAUGAGGGAGUCACUGAAGAAGCUAAAGGACAUUGUUUACCCCAAUGUGGAGGAAUCUCAUUGGCUCUCCAGCCUGGAGUCCACGCAUUGGCUAGAGCAUAUUAAGCUGGUGCUGUCGGGGGCCAUUCAGGUGGCUGAUAAGGUGUCUUCUGGGAGCUCUGUGAUGGUUCACUGCAGUGAUGGCUGGGAUCGCACCGCUCAGCUCACGUCUCUGUCCAUGCUGAUGCUGGACUCCUACUACAGGACUCUCAGGGGCUUCCAGGUCCUGAUGGAGAAGGAGUGGAUCGGCUUCGGACACAAGUUUGCCUCAAGAAUUGGCCAUGGGGACAAAAACCAUGCGGAUCAGGACAGAUCACCGAUCUUUUUGCAAUUUAUUGACUGCGUGUGGCAAAUGACUAAACAGUUCCCAACAGCGUUUGAGUUUAAUGAACGUCUCCUGGUGGUCAUUCUGGAUCAUCUGUACAGCUGCCGCUUCGGCACUUUCCUCUACAACUGUGAGAGUGUUCGUGACAGCAAUAAUGUUCGGGGGAAGACUGUGUCUCUGUGGUCUUACAUCAAUAGUGACACUUCUUUGUAUAUAAACCCCUUCUACACGCCGGAGUUCAGUCAGGUGCUGUACCCUGUAGCCAGCAUGCGCCACCUAGAGCUGUGGGUCACUUACUACAUCCGGUGGAACCCACGCAUGCAACACCAGCAGAGUCCAGUGGAGCAGCGCUACAAGGAGCUUCUGGCAUUAAGGGAUCAGUACCUGAAGAAACUGGAGGAGCUGCAGCUCUCAGACUCCGCCCCUUCCUCCACCCACUUGACGAACAGCUCCACCCCCAAUGCCGCCACGCCCAAUCAGCACAUCACACACCUGCAGACACCGUUUUGAUCGCAAACUGUUAAAGACAUUGGACACUUGUACAUAGCAAUAGCGAUUAGUUAAUGGUAACACGAUUAGUAGUGAUGUCGACGAUAACAAAAACAAUUAUGCAAUAAACCACAGUACAGCCUUCAUCGUGCAAAAAAAAUAAUAAACGUUAAGCGAAAAGAAAAGCCUUAAAGUGACAGUGCCGCAUACUAAGCAUGGAAGUGAGUCAUGUGGGUAUCCCAGAAUUCACGUGACUGUGAUUGAAGGCGGAUGGACGUAUGUGAUUUCUGUGCUGCGUUGUGUGUUAUUUGGGUUCUACAUCUGAAUGGAGAACAUUUUUGAAUGUUGAUUACUAUUGAGAUGGCGUUCAGAGAGUGCUGGUUUUGUUUACAGCGUUGUAAACUUUAGUCUACAUGGUGUCACGUCAAUCUCGCAUCAAGCAGGGUCCUCAAACUUUGGCAGAGCAAUCGGUAGACUUUGUAUAACAGCUUGACAAACUCCAGUAGUUGACCUCAUGAGGUAAAGGAAGUUGAUGCGUCGUCUAAUUGUCUUACUUUUUUCCACCAUAAAUGUCAUUCGCUGAUAAGGGGAGUGUGUGUUAUGGAUGGAAAAUGUUCUGACGUGAUUAACGUUAGCUUGUGAAACAGAACCAGGGUUUUGAAACAAGCGACACAGAUACCUUUUUGGUGCCUUUACUCAAAUCUGAGGUUUUCAGGUUUAUAUUUUAUAGAUUUGUUUUUCUCUUAAUGGCAGCAUUUGUGGUAGUACUGAAUGAUUUCCAUUCACUGUGCGGUUUUGGUUGAUUUUUUUUUUUUUUUUUCUCCUGCCGAGGUCUGGAGAUUGACAAUUUUAAGCCCUACACGCAUUGGGCUUGGGGUUUUACCCCAUAAAACGACGUGCAGUUGCCACGGAAAGCAAAUAUUUUGUUUCUGAUGGAGCUGACAGUAUUGCUCCCAACGAGACGUAGCAUUGUCUGCAAAGUCUUUUGGGUAGGAGGAGAGGCUGGGAUGUGAAAUGGUGUGUUUGGACUGUCCCAUAUUCAGUCUUUUCUUGAGGAAGAGAGCGCUGACUGAAUUCUUGCGCUGCCUCGGAAAACUGAACUUCUAAAGACUUUGACCUCAAUGAGGAUAUGAAGAUUAUUAAACCAUAGUGUGUGAAGACGACAAAAGUUCAAUAAACAAACAAACCAUUUGCGGUUGGUUGUUUUUAGGGGGGACAAAAGACAGAAAUCUAUUUUUUAUUUUUUACAAGCACCAGAACUAUGUAAUUACCUCAAGCAAAAAAACUAUUUUACUGUUGAAAGUUCUAUUGUUGUAAAAUAUAAUUAUUUUAUUCAGUGUAAAAAUUGACAGUUUUAUAAAAAGGAAUUAGAAUUUUAAAAAAAAACAUGUUGUGGAUGGUUUUGGUAAUUGUAGGUCAUUUGUCGGACAUCCUCUUACAUAUAAUUUCUUUUCUUUUUUAAAUGGGCAUUUAGGUUUUGCUUUGUAACAUUUUAAGGAUCUGAAAACGAUCUGAUUCUGUAGAGGAUUCUUUUGUUCUCUAUCCCAUCGCUUUGUGCGUGAGAUUGAGUGAAGGAAAGCUGCACUCAGUUGUUUUUUUUUGCUGACAUUAUCUUAAGUUAGACAUAAUAGUUUAAAGGGAUUUAUUUGUGUUUUGUAUUCCCACAUGUAUCCUUUAUUUGUUGGCCAGCUAUUGUUCUGUACAUAAUGCUGAUUAAAUUAAUUUAAAGAGUUCACAUGGAAA